AUGUCAAGCGAAGAGAAUCAAUUCAAUGUCCAAGGUUACAACAUUGUAACUAUUCUUAAAAGGCUAGAAGCAGCGACUUCUAGGCUUGAAGACAUAACUGUUUUCCAAGAAGAAACAAAUAAACACAAAAGCCAGCAACAAUCAAACCUUCUCAAAUCCAGCGUUAAUGAAGACAAGCAGAUUGAAGGAGACGGCUUGGUGGGUUCAAGUGUUGGCAAUGAAAGCUUGCAAUCCACCUCAAUUGACCCGUCAGUAGCACCACCGCAACUGCAGCAACAGCACCAGCAACUGCAACUGCAACAGCAACAGCAGCAACAAAAAAGCCAACUUUCGUCGAAAGAAGUUUCCAAAUCAGUUGCAGCAUUUGAGCAGUUUGUCCAUGAAUAUGUCCAUCCCUUUGUUGAGACGUCAAUUCAGAUAGACUCGUUAGUUGGAGAGUCUGCUCAGUUAUUUGGUGAAGCUUUCAGCGAUCAGGAUCAUUUUUUACAACUUGUCAGUCAAUGUCAAAAACCCGAUAUGACAGGACCUGCUUUUGUAAAGGUAUUCACUCCCAUGAAUGAGAAAAUAACUCAAAUCACCACCUUAAAGGAUGACAACCGUAAAUCGACAUACUUUAAUCAUUUGAAUUCCUUGAGCGAAAGUGCAGCUAUAUUUUAUUGGAUAGGAUCUACAACACCUGUUUCAUACAUAUCAGACACCAGAGAUAGCGCCAAAUUCUGGUUAGACAGAGUUUUGAAAGAUUUCAAAGGUAAGGACAAGAUCCAUGUUGAUUGGGUAAACCAGGUUUUGAAGAUUUUUGAUGAGCUCAAAAUAUAUGUAAAGGAGUUCCACGCUACUGGACCCUCAUGGAACUCAAAGGGCAAGUCCUUUGAUGAAGCUGUUGAGAGCACACAAGAUACUCAGACAGUGCUGGAGUCUGGUGGUGAUAAUUCACAAUCUGCACCAUCUGCACCACCGAUCCCACCGGCACCGCCAGCCCCACCGGCAUCGAUAUUUGAAAGUUCAUCUGACACUGCUGCUGGUGAUGGUAGUGGAGGUAGUAAUAAUAGUAGUGGCUCUUCACAAGGGGGAUUGAAUGCUGUUUUUGCCCAAUUGAAUAAAGGCUCAGCAAUCACUUCUGGAUUGAAAAAGGUUGAAAAAUCUGAAAUGACUCAUAAGAAUCCCGAGUUGAGGAAACAACCACCUGUAGCACCAAAGAAACCCAAAAACCUAUCGCAAAGUGCCACCGCUAUCACGACUUUGGAAACACCAUCUUCAUCAUCGCCAGUCGCUGUUAAAAAGAGCCCAAAAAGAGAGCUAGUUGAUGGCACUAAGUGGAUCAUUCAAAAUUUCACUCAAAACGAUACACAGACACCAAUUGUUAUUGAAACUGAAAUGCAUCAAUCUGUGUUUAUAGGAAAUUGCGAAGGUGUUACAAUACAGUUAAAGGGAAAAGCAAAUGCCGUUUCUAUAUCGGAAACCAAAAGUAUUGGGGUAGUUAUUGAUUCGUUAAUAUCAGGUAUUGAAGUAAUUAAAUCACACAAGUAUGGUUUACAAGUUAUUGGACUUGUGCCAAUGAUUAGUAUCGAUAAAUCAGACGAAGGUCAUGUUUACUUGUCUAAAGAGAGUAUCGAACAUGACUGUCAGGUAUUUACGAGUAACAGUACCGCAUUAAACAUCAAUAUUCCAGAAGAAAAUGACGAUUUUAAGGAAUUGGUUGUUCCUGAACAAUUUGUAUCGGUUGUGAAGAAUGGUAAAUUAGUCAGCGAGAUUGUUGAACACGUUGGUUGA
Lodderomyces oxycetoniae is the source of this 1770-nucleotide messenger RNA. It is a transcript of the gene SRV2, whose product is annotated as adenylate cyclase-binding protein. Gene Ontology annotation, cellular component: cytoplasm. NCBI's taxonomy places the organism in Eukaryota, Fungi, Ascomycota, Pichiomycetes, Serinales, Debaryomycetaceae. The coding region runs from base 1 to 1770 and encodes 589 amino acids. The record is from RefSeq and is a predicted model, not a curated record. Gene Ontology annotation, molecular function: adenylate cyclase binding; actin binding. The transcript has a single exon. Gene Ontology annotation, biological process: actin filament organization; cytoskeleton organization.